CGUAUAGACGCCAUCACGCAACACGUCUACGUCAUUUUUUUGCGACAAAUAGAUCCACCUGAAAAUGAGUUAACAUUGGAGCACACGUGCCUUAUGCUCAGUCCCAAAACAUGAAACUAGGUGAAUAUAUGUUUCUUACCUUUAGGACAGAUACCGCAGCAAGAUGGCGAACCCCGAGGCCACGGCAAGAGACCAAGUCCCAAUGUCGAAGUCCAUGCAGACGUUUAAGAGCUGCUGGAGCUGUCGACUCAUCGGCGGCGGUGGCUUGAUCGUGUCCGGGAUGUAUGUGUUCAACGCCGCCCGCAGGGUGAUGCGUCUCGGCGGGCCGACCUCCAUGGGGACGAUCGCCCAGAUUACUUUCGCUGCAGGUUUGGCCGCGUGGGGAGUGGUUGUCAUCAUUGACCCUGUGGGGAAAGCGAAAAAGGAGUCGUGAAGUGAGGAAGACGACAUGGAGACACUUCCAAACUCAAAAUUGUUGUUGUAGAUACAAAUAUUUGUUGAGAUAAAGGCAAUCACUUUACAUGA
Syngnathoides biaculeatus (alligator pipefish) is the source of this 525-nucleotide messenger RNA. It is a transcript of the gene dmac1, whose product is annotated as distal membrane arm assembly component 1. Lineage: Eukaryota; Metazoa; Chordata; Actinopteri; Syngnathiformes; Syngnathidae. Bases 164 to 433 code for a protein of 89 amino acids. The record is from RefSeq and is a predicted model, not a curated record. The transcript is spliced from 3 exons.